AUGGCUACGGUCUUGUCGAUUUCUGCUGCCGAUAUUCCUUUCGGAAAUCGAAACCAAGACCUUGUUGCUGCCAUUUCCGAAAUGCAAAGAGCCAAUUACUUCACCUUCAUCACGCUCCUCAACAUGGCCUCACUAGAUCAUAGGCUUCAGGGAAAUCUCACUUUCUUGAUGCCCAACGACCGCAUGCUGUCAAUAAUUACUCUGCAACAGGACGCUGUUUCCGAGUUCUUGCUCCGCCAUUCGAUUCCUUCAACCAUGCUUUUCGACUAUUUGCAGCAUAUCCCAACAGGCUCCAUAAUUCCAAGUUCAAAGCCAGAGUACAUGCUCAAGAUUUCCAACAAGGGUAGGAGGAGUUUCUUUCUCAACAAUGCAAGACUCAUCAGCCCAAACAUAUGCACUGCAAGCUCCUCAAUUAGAUGCCAUGGAAUAGAUGGGGUUCUGUCUGAAGCAAGUCCAAAGAUAACUGUGAAUAAUAACUAUACUAUUACUAAUCCCUCAGUUUCUUGCUCUUGUAGUAGUAAUAGUACCUCAAAUCCUGCCUCUCGGGCGAUACCCCCAUCACCAUUUCCUCCGCUUAACGGCUUUAAUCUGACUCCAGCAAGUGCCCUGCCGCCAACCGGCGCAAAUGUUCCUCCACCAAAAUCAGGCUCUUCUCUAUCCGUUUCUGGUGGGCUUUCGACAUUCUCAGUGACCAGCAGCGUGAUAGUGGCAACAUGGGUUUUGUCUCUAUCUUUUGUACCAUAA
Molecule: messenger RNA, 744 nt
Organism: Morus notabilis
Lineage: Eukaryota; Viridiplantae; Streptophyta; Magnoliopsida; Rosales; Moraceae
Product: FAS1 domain-containing protein SELMODRAFT_448915
Exons: 1
Coding region: 1-744 (247 amino acids)
Source: RefSeq, a predicted model, not a curated record